Cladophialophora psammophila CBS 110553 is the source of this 1377-nucleotide messenger RNA. RefSeq lists its product as uncharacterized. The coding region runs from base 1 to 1377 and encodes 458 amino acids. The record is from RefSeq and is a predicted model, not a curated record. The transcript has 4 exons. Lineage: Eukaryota; Fungi; Ascomycota; Eurotiomycetes; Chaetothyriales; Herpotrichiellaceae.
AUGACGAGAAGACCUGCCACGGAGAAGCCGAGGAUUGCAUCGAAGACGGUGCCUAUCCUGCCCAAAUCUCACCAACAGCAGACCAAUAUCGAAUCUUUAAUCCUCACUAGGUCAGGGUCAUCAGCAUUUGACCCCUUCACACAACAUCCUCCGUCACUUGAACCCGACAUAAACCUCCUCAUGGGGACAUAUUUCUCCUCCCACAUCUUCAACGUCUUCCCGUACUACCCCACUCCGACUCUCAACCCCGUGGUCGAAUUUUUCGCCCCCUUGAUAACAAAGGAUACAGCGCUGUUCCACGUCACGCUACUAGUCAGCGCCUUUCGGCUGGAACAGCACUUGCCGCCGAAGGAACGAGUGAGGUGCAUACGGCUCUCUAAGAUCUGCAUGGCCCUGAUACAAAACAGGAUCAACGAACCGUUUCCGGACUGUGUCUCGGACGAAACUUUGGCGGCCGUCGCAGGAAUUGCGGUAAUCGAGCAUGAAAAGGGCAGUCUACGCCUCUCCCGUAUUCAUGUGACCGGGCUGAAACAGAUGGUUGAGGUCCGAGGCGGUUUAGAAGCAAUUCGCAUCUCAAACCCGACCGUCGCAAAUAUGCUCUUUUGCAUCUUCGUCGCCACGGCUGAUGUCGAGUUCUCAUCCUGCGACGCACAGACAAUCGUGCAGCGCCCCCCAUGGUUCUACCAAAGCCUGCGAGUGGACCAGUCUCUCCUCCGCCCUGGUGCUGGUGUAGAGCUCCCGAACCCGAGUCCAAUAGAUUUCCAGGCACACGGCGUGUUGACGGAGUAUUCUGAGCUCAUGCUGAACAUCCGCAUGCUCGCCACGACCUAUCAGACCGCGCAGGACUGCAGCUCCGCCCAAGAAUACCAAGAGGUGUUGACAUUCCUAUGCGCCACCUUGCAGCGUCUGCUCACCUUACCGGUCCCAGACCCGCUGUUGGGCAGCUAUGAGGGGACCAUCACAGCAGCAUGUCGCCACGCCCUGAUCAUCCACGUCUUCGCCCAGUGGUGUGGCCACCAGCCCGACCCGUCUCUCCUGGUGAGCACCGCCCAGCACAACCUGCUCACUACGCUCCGCCCCUUGACCAAAAACGGUGGAGUCAAUACGAAAUUAGUCCUGUGGCUCCUUUCCGUCGGCGGUACCUGUCCCUUCGGGCCGGCACAGCACAAAUGGUUCAUAAACCAACUUGCAGACACGGCCGCAGAUUUGGGGAUCCGUUCCUGGGAAGCCAUGAAGGCAAGCCUCAAACAGGUCAUAUGGCAUGAGUAUCAGGAUGACAAACAACACAGGGAGGUGUGGGACGAGGUAGUUGCCUUCAGGGAGGGAGGAACUUUUCCCUUCUCGGAGAUGGUCUAUCCUGCACCGAAUGGUGUGUGA